AAGAAAAACAGGGAAAUUCUGACGACCACUCCGACGGAAAGAGAAGUCGUCGGACAAUUCCGACCACAUUCCGACGAAAUACCGACGAACCCGUGUUUUUGGGUUUCGUCGGUAUUUCGUCGGAAGAAUCCGACAAACUUCCGACGAAGAAAGGUCGUCGGUAUAUUCCGACGACAGUUCCGACGAAAGCCCGACAAAAAUUAUAACCGUUAGGGUCGUCGGAAUUCCGUCGGAAAAUACCGACGCCAUUCCGACGGAAGCUCUCGACCGUUGGCGAGACAGAAUAUGCCCGUUUAUAGCCGUUAGACAUUUUAAAAAAACCGACGGAAUUCCGACGGAUUUUUUAAAAUUUGUCGGAAUUACGUCGGAAUGGCGUCGGAUUGCCGUUAGCAUUUUCCUAUAAAUGCAACCUCUCCUCAUUCAUCUUAUUCACUCCUCAUUCUCUCUUCAUUCUCUCUUAUCAUAAGAAAUUCGAAAAGUUCAUGUCUUCUGGAGAUUAUUUUCGUUCGUGGAUGGAUAGACCUCAUUUGGAUUCCAACACCAAUUUGCUUACAGAAGAAUACGUUCGAGGUAUUGGAGAAUUCAUGAAGCUUGUUCAACAGCACCCGGAUGCAAAUACUGGUAUGGUAAGAUGUCCCUGCUCUACUUGUAAUAACAAUAGAAUUAUAAAAGAAUGGGAAGUUUGGAAACAUUUGUAUAGAAAAGGGUUUGCACAGAAUUAUAAAGUUUGGUAUCUUCAUGGGGAAACUGGUUUUGAAUAUGGUAGUAGUAGCGAACCUCAGCCUGUUAGCGAACAACCUCAGUCUUAUGGUUGGUUAGAAGAACCGAGAAUGGAUGUAGAUUAUGGUGUAGGUACUGAGCAGAUGGUACAUGAUCAUUAUAGAGGGGAAGAACCAAAUCUCGAAUCAGGGAGAUGUUUUGACAUGUUGGAUGCAGGAAAACAACCUUUGUAUAAAGGUUGUAGAGAUGGUCAUUCACCUUUAUCAUCUGCAAGUAGAUUGAUGGGUAUUAAGACAGAUUAUAAUUUGGCUGAAGAAUGCGUAGAUGCGAUAGCUGAUUAUGUUAAAGGUGUUCUGCCAGAGGAUAAUCUUGCACCGGGUUCAUACUACGAGGUUCAGAAACUUGUUGCGGGUCUUCGAUUACCGUACGAAGUGAUAGAUGUAUGUAUCGACAACUGCAUGAUCUACUGGGGAGCGGAUAAGGAUCGGGAUAAAUGCAAAUUUUGUUGGAAACCUCGUUAUCAGGAAACGAGGGGAAGAGUUCCGGUACCAUUCAAAAGAAUGUGGUAUUUGCCUUUGACGAAAAGAUUGAAGAGGUUGUAUCAGUGUGAGCGCACGGCGAAGGCAAUGAGAUGGCAUGCAGAGCAUUCUACAAAUGGUGAGAUUAGACAUCCUUCAGAUGCUAAGGCUUGGAAACAUUUCCAAUCAACAUAUCCAGAAUUUGCUGAACAAAGAAGAAAUGUUUAUCUGGGAUUAUGCACUGAUGGUUUCAGCCCAUUUGGAAAGCAUGGAAGACAAUAUUCUCUAUGGCCGGUGAUUGUGACACCAUACAACUUGCCGCCAAAUUUGUGCAUGCGACGAGAGUUUUUGUUCCUCUCCAUUCUCGUCCCCGGGCCAGCUCAUCCUAAGAGAUCACUAGAUGUGUUUCUUCAACCACUAAUAUAUGAGUUACAACAACUAUGGGCGGUUGGUGCUGAGACAUACGAUGUUUCGUGCAGAGAAAACUUUCAUAUGCGAACAGUACUUAUGUGGACAAUAAGUGACUUUCCAGCAUAUGGUAUGUUAUCCGGAUGGACAACACAUGGCAGGCUUUCAUGUCCAUAUUGUCAAGAUAGCACAGAUGAUUUCCAACUAAAGCACGGAAGGAAAACAUGUUGGUUUGAUUGUCACAGAAGAUUUCUACCACCUGAUCAUCCAUACCGUAGGAGUAAGACUUUGUUUACGAAGAACAAGCAGGUGUUUGAUGAUCCACCUACGGAAGUUAGUGGAAAAGAUUUGGCGACACAGUUUAGGGAUUUUGGUGCACAAAGGACGCCAGACGUAGGUGGACAUGAAAACAUUCCAGUCGAUGCUGUUGGAGAGCUACAUAACUGGCACAAAAAGAGUAUUUUCUGGGAUCUGCCAUAUUGGGAGAGUCAUCUAUUGCGUCACAACUUAGAUGUCAUGCAUAUUGAGAAGAACUUUUUCGACAAUCUGAUGAACACAAUCCUCAACAUCCAAGAUAAAACGAAGGAUAAUCUGAAGUCAAGGUUGGAUUUAGUCGAUAUCUGUGAUCGUUCUGAACUUCACGUUGAUGAGAACGGUACGGCACCUUUUCCCAUUUAUCGGCUAGAUGGUGCUGGCAAAGAAGCGUUCUUUGAUUGGAUUACAGAUAAAGUGAAAUUUCCAGACGGUUAUGCAUCAAAUUUGGGUAAUUGCGUUGAUAGAAGCGAAGGAAAGUUUACUAGCUUGAAGAGUCACGAUUGUCAUGUGAUUAUGCAGCGGCUCCUUCCGUUUGCUUUUUCCGCACUAUUACCACGUAAUGUUCAUGAAGCAGUUGCAGGGAUAAGUGUUUUCUUCCGUGAUUUAUGCACCAGAGUAGUGACUGAGGAGGGUAUUAGUACUUUGAAGGAAAACGUACCCGUUAGUCUUUGCAACCUCGAGAAGAUAUUUCCUCCAUCAUUCUUUGAUGUAAUGGAACAUCUUGCUAUUCAUCUCGCAAGAGAAUUGGAGCUUGGUGGUCCUGUGCAGUACCGAUGGAUAUAUCUUUUUGAGCGUUAUAUGCAUCAUCUGAAGAAGAAGAUCAAAAAUUUAAGCAAGGUGGAAGGAUCUAUAAUUGCACAGGUGAUCAAUGAAGAAACUUCAAACUUUGCUGAAAACUACUUUCCAUCAGAAGUGCAUACAAAAAACCGAAGACCUGCUCGGCAUGAUGACAGAGGAGAGAAAGCAACGUAUCAUGUUACUGUCCCAAGCAUGUUCAGCGAAAUAGGACGACUAAGUGGAAAACCCACGAAGCGGAGACUGACGGAGAUUGAGCACGCUCAUUUGCAAACAUAUUUGCUUACCAACUGUGAAGAUGUUCUACAAUAUGAGAGUGUUUAUAUGGCAGAGUUGCGUAUGACUUACAUACAUGCCACAGAAGAAGAGCUUCAACAACUCAGACAUAACGGAUUUGCUGCAUGGCUUCUUAAUUAUGUGACUGAUGGUUUGGCCAGGGGUUUUGUGUUCGAUGAUUGGAUAUGCGAGUUUGUGCGGGGACCAAACUAUGUGGUCAAAUCAUAUCCAAAAUAUUGUACACGAGGAUAUGCCUUUGCAAAAAAAGGUCAUUCUAGGACAACUUAUGAUGGAGGUGUUUCCUCUUCUUCCGGUGACGAUGUCUACUACGGCAACAUACAAGAAAUAUUGGAAAUCCAGUAUCCUGGUAUGGUUGGAUUGCGGUGUGUAGUAUUCUAUUGUGAUUGGUAUGACACCACCCCAGAUCGAGGAGUGAAGACUGAUGCGUUUGGUGUUACUUCGAUUCAUUCGCGGAGGAAACUUCAAUAUUAUGAUCCUUUCAUUCUUGCUUCGCAAGCUGAUCAGGUGUGCUACAUCAGUUACCCUCGGGUUACGUACCGAGACGAUCCAUGGAUCACGGUGACGCAAAUCAACCCAAGAGGACGAGUAAACGGACCUUCUGAUAAUGAUCCAUUACAACCAAACUCUACCAGCAACGUGAGUGCAGUUGAAGAUUUGGCAGAGGUAGAACUCGUUGAGAAUUUUACCGAGUUUGGACUUGAUGCUGUUGUACACUCGGAGCCAGAAGCUGAGAUUGGCGAGUUUGAUGAAGAUUCUGAAUAUUCUACAGAUUCUGAAGAUUCUGAUUAGGACUUAUGUUUUAUUAGUUGUAGGAUUAGUUUUU
Messenger RNA from Raphanus sativus (radish), 3876 nucleotides. RefSeq lists its product as uncharacterized. NCBI's taxonomy places the organism in Eukaryota, Viridiplantae, Streptophyta, Magnoliopsida, Brassicales, Brassicaceae. Bases 483 to 3842 code for a protein of 1119 amino acids. The transcript is spliced from 4 exons. The record is from RefSeq and is a predicted model, not a curated record.